GACGCCACUUCCGGGAUGGGGCCGUCCCUGCGGCAGCGCCGCUCUAGGGUCGCCAGGUGCGGCCGCCGCGCUCGCGCCCCACCCGCCUCACGUGUCGGCGGCGCUGCGCGUGCGCGGGAGGCGGGCGCGCCCUAGCAACCGGAGCGUUAACGGUAGCAACGGCCAUGGCAAAAGCAACAACUAUCAAGGACGCUCUGGCCAAAUGGGAAGAAAAAAAUGGCCAGAAGGCUUCAGAGGCAAAGGAGGUGAAACUGUAUGGUCAGAUUCCUCCUGUCGAAACGAUGGAUGAAUCUCUCUCCACGCUUGUUAACUGCGAGAAACUAUCGCUGUCUACAAACCGCAUUGAAAGAAUCGCCAACUUGAACAGCCUAAAAAAUUUGAAGAUUCUGUCUUUGGGAAGAAAUAACAUAAAGAACUUGAAUGGAUUGGAGGCAGUUGCAGAUACUUUAGAGGAGCUGUGGAUCUCAUACAACUUCAUUGAGAAACUGAGGGGUAUCCGUGUAAUGAAGAAGCUGAAGGUUCUUUAUAUGUCAAAUAAUUUGGUGAAAGACUGGGCAGAGUUUGUGAGACUGGCAGAGCUGCCAUUACUAGAGGAUCUGGUGUUUACAGGCAAUCCACUGCAAGAGAAAUACACCUCUGAUCAGAGCAGUUGGUUUGAAGAAGCAACCAAACGGGUCCCCAAGUUGAGAAAGCUGGACGGUACCCCAGUUAUUAGAAAAGAAGAAGAUGAAGAAGGAGCAAACUGAUGCCACUUUCCUGUUGGGUAUUUAUUUAAGUAACUCCAGAUAACUCGGCAUAUAGAAGUUUUAUAUAAAUGUUUGUUUUGAAGAAGAUCUUUGGGCAAUUUUUUUAAAAGACCAGCUUUUCUCCACAGUCUCUCACCCAAAGAGUCAGUAACCAAAAUUCAGGCACACCAAUUUUGUCAAGCUUAUGACAUCUUCUGUAGAGACCAGUGGAACUGAGUUUGUCUGCUGUUUGGCUAGCAAGAGAUCUUCACUUAAACUAAUUAGUAGCUAUUUUUAAUCUUUGAUUAGUGGUGCUUGUUUUUCACUCUUGGGUUAUAAUAGACCCAUUUUAGUUUGUUAGGUGCAGAUGGCCAAUGUUAUCAUUGGAAACACUGAGGCAAAAGAACAGUGUUGUGGUUUAGAGACACAUUACAGGCUUUGUUGUGUUUAAUUUUGUCAUGGGAAUCCUUCAAUAUUUUAAGUAUGGGAGAUUCCCUUUUCAUCCUCUUAACUGUUAUGCCAAACAGGCCCAGGAGCUGUGGACCCACGCACAAAAAUGGUAUUGGUCCAAUGAUUGCUUGUUACUGGCCUUAAGUUUUGACUUGGGCUUCUCCCAUUGGAACUCAACUGCAUUGCUUAAAAGGCCAUGUAUAACUUAUAUAUUUAUUUAUUUUAAAGAGGCAAUGAGAAUUGUUUGCAUGGUUUCAGUAAGACUAAAAUAUCUGCUAGCUUUUUUUCUUGUCUCAGUAAGAAAUUAUUUUAGAUUUGCAUAUGUGAUUUAUUAGCCUACAGCUGGGUCCUAGUUUUGGGUCACUGCUGGACAUAAUCCUUCUCAAUUCUGGAAUUUUCCUGUAACUGAGUAGGCUGAUACUAAUACAGAAACAAACAGUGAACAAAAGACCUGGGUUUGAGGACAGAAAAUUCUGGAUUUGGAGAUACUUAUUCUUUAUGAAAGCACAGAUGUAAGCAGUGAGAGAAAGUGUGUAUAGUUAUGGGGAAGGUGAGAUGAGAUGGGAAGUGAGCACUGGCAAACAGUAUUGAAGGCACACUAAAUGUGCUAUAUUGCAGGGUAACCAGUUUUAGUAAAGCCCCCUUCUAUGACAGGUGACUAUUUUUAGUGAAAAGCAUUAAACAGUGAUGAAGACACACCUGAUGGCACUGUUGGAUGCCAAGAGUGGGGUUUUUUUCUUCUUCUCUUUAGAGAAUAGAUCAAGUCACCUGGGUAGAUUUUACUCCAUCUUGGUUUUGUUUUUUUAUAAAAGCUUUUCUUCUGAUUCAUGGUACCAUCUUUGUUUAAACUACAAUGGAAAAAGCGUACCUGCUGGUUCCAGACCAGGCAUAGAUGGAGGCAGAGCACCACUCUUAAUUACUUAUUUUGUGACGGUGUGGCAGGAGUUGAAAUCUUGGAAGUCAUGGUCAGAGAUAAAGAGGUAGAAUUGGCACAGUUUUUUAACUUGCUUGUUAGCACAUUGACCUCUCUUCAAAGAGCUGAUGUAUGCAGUGAUUCUACUGAGAACUGCUGGAGAAAAAGUGAGAAGAGACUGAGAACCAGCAGAUGACUCAGGUUGCACUAGAAGUAGACUCGUCUAGAAAAAUCUUCAAGCAAGAGAGCACUUUUAACAUCCUCUUUGACUAUCUUUUGUAUACAGUAAUUUUGUAGCAUGACCAAACUGUUAAAUUUGCUGUGUUUAAAUUAUUUAGGCCUAUGUUUAUAAUGUUAUUCUGUGAAACUUGUUUAAAAAUAAUAUAAUGUUGUUUUAUACAAACACCUUUGGCUGUUGUGUCAUGAAAGAGUUCAGCUUGUGGAGGGUAUUCAGAAAUUAAACUUUGUUCUCAGACACUUCCCUAGCUGCUCAGGGAGCAAUACAGUUACAGUAUGUAAAUGCUGGUCCUUGUUGCCUCUAUAUUUUAGAAUACAGAGUAACUUAGACUUUAAAAAUGCUGAUAUAUUGUGAUUGUUGUCAUUUGAUACAUAAAUAUUUUUCAAUCUUUUAAAA
This is a messenger RNA of Calidris pugnax (ruff), 2722 nucleotides long. It is a transcript of the gene DNAL1, whose product is annotated as dynein, axonemal, light chain 1. Gene Ontology annotation, cellular component: cytoplasm. The coding region runs from base 165 to 746 and encodes 193 amino acids. NCBI's taxonomy places the organism in Eukaryota, Metazoa, Chordata, Aves, Charadriiformes, Scolopacidae. Gene Ontology annotation, molecular function: protein kinase binding. The record is from RefSeq and is a predicted model, not a curated record. The transcript is spliced from 8 exons.